Messenger RNA from Triticum aestivum (bread wheat), 3566 nucleotides. Its product is annotated as methionine S-methyltransferase. The record is from RefSeq and is a predicted model, not a curated record. NCBI's taxonomy places the organism in Eukaryota, Viridiplantae, Streptophyta, Magnoliopsida, Poales, Poaceae. Gene Ontology annotation, biological process: biosynthetic process. The transcript has 13 exons. Gene Ontology annotation, molecular function: pyridoxal phosphate binding; methyltransferase activity. Bases 75 to 3392 code for a protein of 1105 amino acids.
CUCACUCGUCCGCCACCACGAUCGGCGCUGCCGCCCGCCUCCCCCUCCUCUCGGACGAAGGCCAACCAGGGCGAAUGGCUGCGCCGGCGAGCGACGACGAAAGCAAGGACGUGGACGCCUUCCUGUCGUCGUGCGCGGCGUCGGGCGAGGUCGCGUAUGCCGCCGCUGAGGCCGUGUUCGAGCGCCUCCAGGCCCGCGCCUCCCGCGCCGCGGCCCGACGCCUCCUCGACGCCGUCCACCGCCGCUUCGACGCCGGGCAGGAGCACCGCUUCCUCACCUUCCACUUCCGCGACGUCGUCGUCGACCCCCACAUCCGAGGGUUCCAGCAAAGCACGAAGCUAACAAUGAUGGAGAUACCUAGCAUUUUCACUCCUGAAGAUUGGUCCUUCGCUUUUUAUGAGGGCCUUAAUCAGCAUCAAGAUUCCACUUCCAGGGAUAAGACGUAUGGAGAGCUGGGGUGUGGCAAUGGUUGGAUAUCUAUUGCGCUUGCAGAGAAGUUGUCCCCUUUGAAGGUCUAUGGUCUAGAUAUUAACCCAAGGGCCAUCAAGAUUGCAUGGAUAAAUCUAUACUUGAAUGCCCUAGACGACAAUGGUCUCCCGGUCUAUGAUAGGGAGGGAAAAACAUUGCUGGAUAGAGUUGAAUUCCAUGAAUCUGAUCUUCUUUCAUACUGUAUAGAUAACAAGAUAGAACUUGAUUGCAUUGUUGGCUGCAUACCACAGAUUCUUAACCCCAAUCCAGAGGCAAUGUCAAAGAUUAUGACUGAAAAUUCAAGUGAGAAGUUCUUGUACUCCUUGAGCAACUACUGUGCUCUUCAGGAAGGACAGGACUGGCAGUCUACAUUAAAAGGGUUUUUUUUUGAGGACCAGUUUGGCCUCGGGUUGAUUGCUCGGGCAGUUGAAGAAGGGAUAGCUGUCAUAAAGCCUAUGGGUAUCAUGAUAUUCAACAUAGGAGACCGACCAGGUCAAGGUGUCUGUGAACGCCUAUUUCUACGCCGUGGAUUCCAUAUCAGUAAGCUCUGGCAAACAAAAAUUAUGCAGGCUGCCGACACUGAUAUUUCAGCUUUAGUUGAAAUUGAACAAAACAGCCCACAUCAAUUUGAAUUUUUUAUGGACCUUGCCGGGGAUCAGUCUGUCUCUGCACGCACAGCCCAGGCAUACAUGAAAUCUGGUGGCCGUGUUUCACAUGCUUUGUCUGUGUAUAGCUGUCAACUUCACAAACCCAUUCAGGUGAAGAAAUUGUUUGAGAUUCUUAAAGAUGGGUUCAAUGAAAUCAGCAGCUCCCUUGAUUUGUCCUUUGAUAAUGAUUCGGUUGCUUCUGAAAAAAUGGCCUUCCUAGUAUACCUUGCUAGUUUUUUGAAAGAGAAUAAGUCCAAUCCUUGUGAGCCUCCAUUUGGAUGUUUAAACUUCCGGAAUCUUGUUGCUGAAUUUAUGAAGAGCUACUACAACAUCCCAUUAACUUCUGAUAAUGUUGCUGUAUUCCCUUCUCGUGUUGUUGCCAUAGAAAUUUCUCUUCGACUGUUCUCACCGGCGCUUGCAAUUGUGGAUGAACAUCUGACCAGACACUUGCCGAAGCAAUGGUUAACAUCCUCAGCAAUUGAGGGAAGAGAAGAUUGUAACCAUGGUAAAGACACAGUCAUUGUAAUUGCAGCACCACGCCAAUCAGAUUUGCUGAUUGAGUUGAUCAGGAAACUGAAGCCUCAGGUGGUUGUUACUGGCAUGGCUAAGUUUGAGGCUAUCACCAGUGCUGCUCUAGUGAAUAUACUAAGUGCAACAAGAGAUGUUGGUUCCCGGCUCUUCGUAGAUAUUUCAAAGCAUCUGGAGUUGUCUAGCCCGCCAAACUCUAAUGGUGUGUUGAAGUAUCUUGCUGAGAACACCCUACCUUCGCAUGCAGUUAUACUCUGUGGUCUAGUAAAGGAUCAGGUUUAUUCUGAUCUGGAAGUUGGUUUUGCCAUAUCUGAGGAUGAAACUGUCUAUAAGGCGUUGUCACAAACUAUUGAGCUAUUGGAAGGACAUACUUCUGUGAUCAGCCAGCAGUAUUAUGGCUGUCUUUUUCACGAGCUACUGGCGUUCCAAAUUGACAACCGGCAUGCACAGCGAGAGAGACAACCUGCAGAAGUGAUACCUCAGAAGAUGAUAGGAUUUUCUAAUUCAGCUAUGUCAACCCUGAAAGAAGCUGAAUUUUUCGUUCCUGACUCCAAGGAAUCUAGUAUCAUUCAUAUGGAUCUAGACCGCAGCUUCUUGCCAGUACCUUCUGUGGUGAACACUUCCAUUUUUGAAAUUUUUGUUAGGCAGAACAUCACGGAUUCUGAAACUGAUGUUCAUUUCGGCAUUAAAAAGCUGGUGAAACAUUACUAUGGUGGUUUCCCAGGAGACCGUUAUUCUGACAGGUUAGAUGGCUUCGGUAUGGAAAUUAUCUAUGGAAGCACCUGUGUUGCACUCUUCAACAAGCUUGUUCUUUGCUGCGUGCAAGAACAAGGUACCUUCUUUUUCCCUUUGGGCACCAAUGGGCACUAUGUCUCAGCAGCAAAGUUUAUGAACGCAAACAUCUCGACCAUUCCAACAAAUUCAGAUUCAGGAUUCAAGAUUGAACCAAUGGUUCUAAACAAAGCUCUAACUGAGGAAGAAAAUUGGGCCUGCUGGGUCUAUAUUUCUGGCCCUACAAUUAACCCUUCUGGUUUCCUAUACAGUGACAAAGAGAUAAGAGAUCUGCUUUCUAUUUGUGCUAUGCAUGGAGCUAGGGUAGUGAUAGAUACCUCCUUCUCUGGUCUGGAGUUCCAAACCGACCGCUGGGCUUGGAGAAAUUUGGAAAGAUUUUCUCAUAAUGUUUGCUUAGAUCCCCCAUUCAUAGCUUUUAUGCUCGGAGAGCUGUCCCUUGGGCUGACUGCGAGUGGCCUUGAUUUUGGGUUUUUAAUUUUCAAUGACCUGUCCGACGUUGAACAUAAUCUCGCAAACUUGAGUCAGCCACAUAGCACAUUGAAGUACACUUUCAGAAAGCUAUUGGGUCUUAAGAACAAGAGGGAUCAACACUUCUCUAAUCUCAUCAUGGAGCAAAAGGAGACACUGAAAAAUCGUGCCAACCACUUGGCAAAGACACUUGUGAGCUGUGGCUGGGAUGUUCCUGGCUGUCAUGGUGGUAUCUCGAUGCUGGCGAAACCGACAGCCUACAUUGGCAAAUCAUUCAAGACUGAAGGUUUUGAAGGCACGCUCGAUGGUUGCAACAUCAGGGAAGCCAUUCUUAGAUCCACUGGACUGUGUAUAAGCAGUAGUAAAUGGACCGGGAUACCGGACUACUGCCGGUUCAGCUUUGCUUUAGAGAGCAGCGAAUUCAACCGGGCAAUGGGCUGCAUAACCAGGUUCAAAGAGUUUGUUCUGGGAGUCGACAUGCUCACAUGAAGGAUAGCUAGAGUGCUUCAUCAUGCUCAAACAAGUGGUUACUAUUCCGUUGAAAAGCGGUAAUAUUUUUCUUUCUACGACAAGGUUUUGGCUGGAAGAUGAUUCUUUUCUUUCUGGUAUCCGGUGGUUAUAGUUAUUUCAGAUUGAUUGUAUAAUGUCUCCUUGCCGUCGGUA